AUGGCCCAUGAAAACAUAUGGUUUCCCGAUCCUUUCCAGAACUGCAAGAUCUUGAGUCUGAACGAGCCUACCCCUUCCAACUGGGAAGUCUUCCAAAAGAUCAACGAGCAUGUCGAGCAAUGGCAAGACGUUACCUGCCGCCUCCCCUCUCUGGCCUCCGCCAAAUUCGUCUGUCGUGAUGCCAGUGAAUCUCCCAAUGGACCCACAGCCUUCCUCCGUAUCGUGAAGCAGAUUCCCUCCCAGGUAGCCGAACAAUUUACUCGAACCGAGCCAAAAGCAUCCCAAGCCAUCCGAGCUCAGGAAGCCACUCAAUUUACUCCACCCGAGCUGAAGGCAUACCAAGCUCUCAAAGACAGAAAUUCGCCCAAUACCCCUAAGCUCCUAGCAUGGCAGCAAGGGACCCAGGAUGCCUCUGGUACCGUCCCAGGUGGCUUUAUCACAUGGGUUAUCUUUGAGGACAUUGAGGGAAUCGCCCUUGGGGAUGAGAAUGGGGCUGGCAUAUAUUGGGAGCAGCCGCCGGAAACACGUGCAAAAAUCCGCGAGAUUGGAAUCUUACCAAUCCAUGACGGCCCUGGAAAUUUGAUAUGGAACGCGGAAAGGGAAACGAUUCAUUUCGUGGGAUUUGAAGACCCAGAAUUCUUCCAGCGCAAGGGUCGGGUGACAGCCAAAAUAUUCCCCCGCUAUGGUCUAGCUAAGACUCCCCCUGGUGACCGGUGGUGGGAAUAUGAGGUGAACAAAGAUCCGGAUACCUCGAAAUGGACCUUCUAG
This is a messenger RNA of Penicillium psychrosexuale, 768 nucleotides long. RefSeq lists its product as uncharacterized. The record is from RefSeq and is a predicted model, not a curated record. Bases 1 to 768 code for a protein of 255 amino acids. The transcript is spliced from 3 exons. Lineage: Eukaryota; Fungi; Ascomycota; Eurotiomycetes; Eurotiales; Aspergillaceae.